This is a messenger RNA of Symbiodinium sp. CCMP2456, 1826 nucleotides long. The record is from the annotation of a GenBank genome assembly. NCBI's taxonomy places the organism in Eukaryota, Dinophyceae, Suessiales, Symbiodiniaceae.
GUAUGGGGCAGGUCGCCAGCAACAUUUGCGGUGGCGACGGCCGCCCCGUCAUCAAGAAUGACGUGACGUUAUCUGUAAAGACAGUUCCUACCGAGCCCAUUGCUGGGCAGGCACCUGGAACCAGUGGCUUGCGGAAGAAGACGAAGGUCUUCAUGGAGGGCAACUACCUCGCCAACUAUGUGCAAAGUGUUUUCAACACCCUCAUUGAGGAGAAUGUGCCAGUGCAAGGAGGGACCUUGGUGGUCUCCGGAGAUGGGCGCUACUGGAACCCCGAAGCUAUUCAGAUCAUCAUCAAGAUCGCCUUUGCGAACGGCGUCGGCCGCAUUUGGUGCGGUACCGACGGUAUGCUCUCCACGCCUGCGACUUCCGCAGUGAUCCGAGGGCGCGGCUACGGCUUUGAGCCGUUUGGUGGGUUUAUCUGCUCGGCCAGCCACAACCCAGGUGGCCUGAACAAUGAUUUUGGCAUCAAGUACAACUGCGAGAACGGUGGACCAGCCCCAGAGAAGCUCACAAACAAGAUGUUGGAGUGGACUGGGAAGAUCAAAGAGUACAAGAGCGUGGACGGCCUUCCCACGCUCGACUUGACGAAGCCCGCAAUCUACAAGCUUGCGGACAAGGUGGUGGAGGUCUUUGACUGCGUCGAGGACCACCUGAAGCUCCUGAAGCAGUGCUUCGACUUCGCAUCCAUCAAGCGGCUCAUGACCCGGCCGGACUUCACCAUUGUCUACGACUCCAUGUCUGGAGUUCAGGGCCCCUAUGCCAAGCGCAUCAUCGAGGAGGAGCUGGGAGCUCCCCCAGGCAGCUGCACGAAUGCAGUGCCGAAGCCCGACUUCGGUGGUCCGGAAUCUGCUUGGCACGGCCACGCCGAUCCGAACUUGACCUACGCUGUUGAGCUUGUGGCCACGAUGGGCCUCAACAAGGAGGGCCAAAAGAUCUCCAGCUCCAAGCCCAUCCCAUCCUUCGGCGCCGCAGCGGACGGCGACGCCGACCGAAACAUGAUCCUCAGCAGCCAGUUCUUCAUCUCUCCCUCCGAUUCCUUGGCCAUGAUCGUCGACAACGCUGAUCUCAUCCCUCAGUUCCGCGCUGGGCUGAAGGGCUGCGCGCGGUCGAUGCCUACUAGUGGUGCCCUGGACUUGGUGGCCAAGGCCAAAGGCAUCGAGUGCUUCGAAGUGCCGACAGGAUGGAAGUUCUUUGGGAAUCUGAUGGACAGUGGCACCCAGUAUUUCCCCGACAAGCAGACUUACACACCCUUUAUCUGUGGUGAAGAGUCCUUUGGCACCGGCGCUGACCACGUGCGAGAGAAGGAUGGAAUGUGGGCCGUCCUUGCCUGGCUUCAGAUCCUGGCGAAGAAGACCGAGCAGGCCGGCAAGCUCGUGUCCGUGGAGGACGUAGCCAACGAGCAUUGGAAGACCUACGGUCGAAACUACUACGCUCGCUAUGACUACGAAGGCGUUGACAAGGCCAAAGCCGAGCAGAUGAUGAAAAUGAUGUCCGACAAGUCAGGGAAGCUCGUCGGGCAGACCUUUGGCAACAUGAAGAUCAAGAUCAACGACGUCUUCGAAUACAAUGACCCGGUGGACGGCAGCGUGUCCAAGAACCAAGGCGUCCGAAUCAUCUUCGAGGACGGCUCCCGGAUCAUCUUCCGACUUUCGGGCACCGGGGUGGCGGGUGCCACCGUUCGCCUCUACCUAGAGAAGUACACCCCUCCAACAGGCAACCUCGGAAUGCAUCAGUUCGACGUGGUGAAGCCACUCGCGGACGUGGCCUUGCAGCUUUCGAGCCUGAAAUCCUACACUGGGCGGGACAAACCCAGCGUGAUCACCUAG